Messenger RNA from Penicillium daleae, 1362 nucleotides. It is a transcript of the gene pex13, whose product is annotated as peroxin PEX13. Lineage: Eukaryota; Fungi; Ascomycota; Eurotiomycetes; Eurotiales; Aspergillaceae. The record is from RefSeq and is a predicted model, not a curated record. Gene Ontology annotation, molecular function: protein binding. The transcript has 3 exons. Gene Ontology annotation, cellular component: peroxisome; peroxisomal membrane; peroxisomal importomer complex. Gene Ontology annotation, biological process: protein import into peroxisome matrix, docking. The coding region runs from base 1 to 1362 and encodes 453 amino acids.
AUGGCGUCGGUGUCGCCUCCCAAACCCUGGGAGAGAGCAGGUGCUGCUGCUGGGUCCGCGUUGUCUACUGCCCCCAUCGCUGGUAGCCCAGCUGCCUCAACCGCCAUGACUACUACAACUUCGCCUUCAACGGCCAACCCCGCAACAUCCACCACCUCCUCCGUCCCCGACCUGCCCUCCCGUCCCAGCACUCUCAACUCAGUCGUCAACUCGACAGCCUCCAAUUACUCCCCUUACGGUGCAUCGCGCUUUGGAGCCACCACACCCUACGGGGGAUACGGCGGCUAUGGCGGCUACUCGUCUCCGUACUCCCGCUUUGGCUCAAUGGGGUCGAUGUACGGUGGCAUGGGAGGCAUGGGAGGCAUGUAUGGUGGCAUGGGUGGCAUGGGAGGGAUGUACGGUGGCAUGCCUGGGCAGGAUCCCAAUGACCCCAACAGCCUGACCAACUCCUUCAGUCAAAGCACACAGGCCACCUUCCAGAUGAUUGAGAGCAUCGUCGGGGCAUUCGGUGGCUUCGCCCAGAUGCUUGAGAGCACAUAUAUGGCCACGCACAGUUCAUUCUUUGCAAUGGUCUCGGUCGCAGAGCAAUUUGGUAAUCUGCGCAACACCCUCGGCUCAGCCCUGGGUAUCUUCACAAUCAUUCGGUGGUUCCGAACCCUGAUCGCUAAGAUCACCGGUCGGCCUCCUCCCGCAGAUGCCACAUCUUUGACGCCUGCUGCCUUUGCAGCUUUCAUGGGUGGUCGCUCCGCGCCCGCCACUCUCCCCGAUGGCUCGCCUGCCCCGGCCAAGCCAUCCAAGAAGCCGUUCUUCAUGUUCCUGGUUGCCGUCUUUGGCCUGCCCUACCUGAUGAGCAAGCUUAUCAAGGCCUUGGCCCGGUCGCAGGAGGAAGAAGCCAAGCGCCGCCAGCAGCUGAUUGGCCCCAACGGCGAGCCUCAGUCCGCAGCCAUGGACCCGGCCAAGCUGGACUUCUGCCGUGUGCUGUAUGACUACUCCCCCGAGACUCAGGAGAGCAACGGCAUCGACCUUGCAGUGAAGAAGGGCGACAUUGUUGCCGUCCUCAGCAAGUCCGACCCCAUGGGUAAUGCCUCGGAGUGGUGGCGCUGCCGCGCCCGUGAUGGCCGUGUUGGUUACCUGCCUGGCCCAUACUUGGAGACUAUCCAGCGGCGCCCGGCACAACAUGCUAUCACGGCAGGCAGCGAGCCCGCCACCCGUACUAGUACGAUGAAGAGCGGCGCCGCCAAUGAGCGCACGCAGAGCCUGUCAUCACUCUCAAAGCCGGUUGGUGAUCAGCCACCCGAGCUCAAGGGCAAGAUGGGAGACAUCUCCCCCGAGAGUUUCCAGAAGAGCAACUUCUAUUCCUGA